This is a messenger RNA of Exaiptasia diaphana, 4230 nucleotides long. Its product is annotated as aftiphilin. Gene Ontology annotation, molecular function: clathrin binding. The record is from RefSeq and is a predicted model, not a curated record. The coding region runs from base 351 to 3680 and encodes 1109 amino acids. Gene Ontology annotation, cellular component: AP-1 adaptor complex; trans-Golgi network membrane. NCBI's taxonomy places the organism in Eukaryota, Metazoa, Cnidaria, Anthozoa, Actiniaria, Aiptasiidae. The transcript is spliced from 8 exons. Gene Ontology annotation, biological process: intracellular transport.
UGGCGGGGUGCAGUUACCGAGUUGUUCUGAUUCCCAUCAUUUCCUCUGGUGUGAGAGUUCAAUAGAGGCUAAUUUUCGUCUGAUCAAUGGCGUGAAAGUACAGCUUAAAUAGAUGGUCCUAAUGCAGUAAGCAUUCAAUGUGGGCUUUGGUUUUCGUACGGGAAUAAAGCUGUCUCGACAAGAGAAAGACUUUGGUCGAAGAUUUGACGAAAGAUACACGGUGACUCUAGUACCAGUCAUUAAUUAUCGCUGAAAUCCGCAAUGUAGUCAUUAAURUCGCUCAUAAGUCAAACUAUUAUUUGAUUCAAGAAUAAGGUAUAUCAUAUGGCAAGGAUGGAAUAGGGUCGAUCAUGAGCUUCUAUACUUCACAAGUUGGGAAAUCGUCAUCUCGAUAUAACAACUCAAGCCUCUACGGAACUAAUCUAAGCUCUGUGUAUGCCGAUGGCCCACCUCCUCUGGAUGAUAGCACUCAGGAUGAAGAUGAAGACGAAAUGGUUUUCAAAGAUACCAAAUCAUUACGUGGACACGAAAAGGUAGACAAAGAAUUGUCGAAUCAGCCAGAUGUCCAACCGUGGCCGUCGCACGGUGCUUCGAAAACCCAAACUACUGAUGACGAUUUUGGAGACUUUUCAAGCUUUGCGGACUUUUCAACAGCAUUUGAGAGUACCAAGGAAUCGAGUUCGUCUUGGUUCGGCUCGAAUGGCGAGUGUGUUAAGUCAACUGGAACAUUUUUAAAGAACUCUAGUCAAAACGACAAGUUGUCUAACGACGACGAUGAAUUUGGUUGCUUUUCUGGAGGCGAUGAAAGCGAUUUUGAGGGCUUCAAGGGGUUUUCUGAUGGAAAUACAGAAGAACAAAGUAGUAAUAAUAUUUCAAAUGGUGUUGAGACUGAGAUGACUGGCCACAAUGUUCAAAAUAACUCUCAGCAUGAUGCUAUACAAAAUAACCWYAUGAAGACAGACUUCUUUUCAGAUGAUGAUGAUGAUUGUGAUGAUUUCCAGGCAUCACAUGAAGGGAGUGUGGGUAACAGUAUACAAUCAUCUCAUUCUCCAACUGAAUCUAGAACUACACAAGUUGCCAGCGGAAUGCAGUCGUCAGAAAUGCCUUCUAUAUUUAGUGAUGAUGAUGACGAUGAUGAAUUUGGUGAAUUUAGCAGCUCAGAUUUCAAUAACAUUCAAACUUCAGAUGUAGCACAAAGCAAUUCAACAUUUCAAUUUAGUACAAGUGAGUCUGAUCAUAAAGCAGAUUCUCAAUCACUAGAGGCCGGUGAUAGUCAACAAGACACAAUUAGCACCACCAAAACAAAUGAAAAUGGGGCUAUUACAUCAACUSCAGACAACGAUACUUGGACUACAUCAAACCAGGAGGAUUCAACAACAACUAUUCAUAAUCCUUCCGAAUCUUGCACAUCAGAGAAACAAUCUCAAAAAGAGCACCAAUCAACUAGUGAUUCAUGURAUGAAUUAUCACAAGAUAAAACUAAUCUUGAUUUUGUUGGAGAUGAUGAGUUUGGUGAUUUUAGUGCAAGUUUUGAUACYGAUUCUAAAAGUAAUAAUUCAAUCAAUAAGUUUGUAACUUCAAAUGAAAUGAAUAAUGAAAAUGAUGAUUUUGUCAAGCAAUCAAGUCUAAAAACUAUUACUGAUGAUGCUUGUGAAGAAAUGACUUCAAAUUCUAAUAGAGAUGGCAAUGAUUUUGGUGACUUCUCAGCCAUUUCACAUACCCAGGAGAACACUUAUAAUACAAAGAUUAUAUUGAAUGAUAAUAAUUUGGGAGAUUCUGCAUCAGUUACACAUUCUAAAUCUAAUUUUGAAGAAUUUGGUAGCAUCUCAACACAUGAGCAACAAAGGGAAGAUAGUGUUAGUAUAAGUGAAAAACCUUCAAAAGAUAGCAUGAAUGCACAAGCUGAUCAAGAUAGCUUUGGAGAUUUCUCUUCUGUUCAUUCAGACAUAAGUACCACAAGCAGUCAACCUCAAACUGAAUCCAAUCAUGAUUUAAAMAUGGAAUCUAAARGUGAUGCACAAACUGAUCAAGAACACAGCAAAAAUGAUUUUAGUUGUAUUGAUUCUGAACAUGAAAAAGACAAAGUGGAUGAUGAUGAGUUUGGAGAUUUUGCUGAUAUUCCAGUAUCUACAAAUCACCCAGGAAACAUKMAUGUUGAUGACAUUUCAACCAUUCAACCAUCAUUAUCUACUAAAUUCAGCAGUGAUGAUGAAAGUAAUGAUAAGCAAAGCCAUCAGGAUGACAGCUUUGGCAAUUUUGCUACAUUUCCAGAGUCAGGUAACAAUGAGGAUGAUGAUUUUGGAGACUUUGCUGAAUCCCAACCAACAUUUGAGAAACAACAGCAUCAGGAUGACAGCUUUGGUAACUUUGGAUCAUUUUCAAACUCAGGUGACAUGAACAGUACUGKGGAUGAUAACAAUUUUGGAGAAUUUACUGCAUCAACAAGGAAAUCAUCAGAUAACAAGCAUAAUUCUGAAGAUGRCAAUUUUGGAAACUUUGCCACAUUUUCAAAUCCAGGUGAUGUAAAAACUGGAGAGRGUAUAGAGGAAGAUGAUUUUGGUGAAUUUGGUCAACCAUCGUCCAGUGAAYUGAACAGUUAUGAUGAUGAUUUUGGURAUUUCUCGCAAAGUUCACAAAGUGCAGUUGCCAGUGCUCAAGUUAAGRMUUCCACUGARAACAAUUUUGCAAGUUUCAAGACAGCUGGAAAGAGUUCAGAUGAUUUUGGGAAUUUUAGCUCUGUAAAUGAGGCUACCUCASUGUCUCCAUCACAGKCAAGAAYGCCAUCAAGCACAGGAGCAAACAAUGCUUCAUCAAUCUUUCAACCUCAAAGACACACUUCAAUCACAACAAUAAACAAUCAAGUAAACAAAGGUUUUGUCAACGUACAAGCAAACAUACAAAGAAACAUGGUUAUUGUAAUGUUGCAACAUGAGCUACAGUCAGGAAAACCCAGUGUGUGGACAACUSUCAAAGGGGCAGAAAGAGAUGGAACUCUUAGAUUUGAAUGGGAGGCAUCUGAUCACAAACUAAAAAUGUUGGAAUCUUUGUCCAUGCUUCCUGUCAGAAUACAGACAAGUGYAAACUUUAAGUCAAGUGGACCAGUUCAAACUCCUUUGUUUGCUUCUGGAUUGGGUCUUCUUGAACCAGUCAAAGGAGUUAUAACUCCAUUUCAUCAUGCAGAAGAGUUAGAUCCUUCCCAAGACCCAUUUGGAGCYCCCCCUGAGGUUGGUGUACCUGAUCUUGGUGUAAGUAUCUUCUGUGUUGUUGCCAUAAUCAUUCAUUUUGGSGGAAAUGGAAAYUCAACAAAGAAUGAUACUUUUGCAGGACAUUUAGAAGUCAAAGACAACAUGGAUUCUGUAUCGGUAUCAUCUUCAUUGGACCUAGACUUCCUUGGUUUAUCUGGCAGCACUGGUGAUUUGACAAAAACAGAGGGCAAAGCUCUAUAUGAGGAUGAUCUUCUAGGACUUGGCAUGCAGUUCUCAGCUGUAAAUGAUAGCCCUAARGUCUUCAAUAGCAGUAAAGAUCAAAAGAAAAUCUUCAAAUUCAAUAAUACAACAGUGUCAUURCCAAGUGAUGAUAAAAACCUUAGUGAGCAAGCAAAAAAGAUUGUGAAUGACUUUGAGGAUUUGUCAUUUAUGCUGUCAAAAGUUCUUAUGUUCCCUUUGAAAUCAAAUGAAUGAGCUGAAAAUAUUUCCAUGUCUACACUGACUAAAUAAUAGAUGAAAGUAAUUUUAUGUGCAUUUUUCCUUUCAAAAACCGUACAAUAAUAACAAUAUAUUUUGAUUUAGUUUCAUUUAGAUUAUUGAUAAGUCAGCUGUGUCAUGUUUGUCAUAGAGACAAUAUAAAUCAUAAGCUAGCUAUCUGAGAAAAAAAACAUGAAGUGUUUCUGAUAAUAUUGUAGAUCAAUAUUGGUAGACUUCUUCCCUUCCAGUUGUUUACAUAUUAUUAAACCUCAAAGCUCUCAAAUGAUUUAUGCCUACAUAUCAUGUUCUGUGCAGGCAGCCCAAUUUUAUUAUCUUUUUUGGAAUUAGAAUAAUGUGCAUUGAAUCAGCGGUAAUCAUGCAUAUUUGUUGUCUUGUUGUGCCUUAGUCUGCAUGAAUUGUGUCAUAAAAAUAAAUAUUUUGAUAAGCUGUAGUGGUAAAUAAUUCAUGGGUAAAAUCAUCUAGGUGUAUAUAAAGUAUAUAGCUAUUGUAUAGCUGAUAAUAUUAAAUAAAUUGCUAUUGUACCAAG